CAGCCGUACAAGCCGAUUGAAGCUUACAGGGCUGUGCCGCUUUAGCGAUAUUAGCAGCAACAGAAGCAGCAGAACCACUUUAAACACGAACCGCUGCCGUCCGUAGUUAUUUACUCUUAUUAACACAGACGUCGAACUCUUGGUAACGGAAAACGUCGCAGUGGCCAAAGCAAACGCCCGACAGUUCCAGUAGCGCAGCACUGCAACAACUCAUACCACCUCAGCCAAAGUCGCCAUGCCCGAAGAAAAGAAAUACGCGCACACCAAUGGAUUCGCCAACGGACACGGAAACGGUGGACUUCCGCCAGAGAGCCCGGACGGUGAGAUGUUCCUGUUCACUUCCGAAUCCGUCGGAGAAGGACACCCCGAUAAAAUGUGCGAUCAGAUUAGUGAUGCUAUUUUGGAUGCACAUCUGGAACAAGAUCCCGACGCAAAAGUGGCUUGUGAAACUGUUACCAAAACUGGAAUGGUUUUACUUUGUGGAGAAAUAACAUCCAAAGCCAAUGUUGAUUAUCAAAGAGUAGUUCGAGACACAAUUAAACAUAUAGGCUACGAUGAUUCAUCAAAAGGUUUUGAUUACAAGACAUGUUCGGUGAUGCUUGCUAUUGAUCAACAAUCUCCAAAUAUUGCUGCUGGUGUGCAUAUCAACAGGACUGCUGAGGAGGUUGGUGCUGGUGAUCAGGGCCUCAUGUUUGGCUAUGCUACAGAUGAAACAGAAGAAUGUAUGCCUUUAACAGUGGUACUUGCGCACAAGCUUAAUGAAAAAGUCGCUGAACUCCGAAGAAAUGGAGUACUCUGGUGGGCACGUCCUGACACUAAAACACAGGUAACAUGUGAAUACUGUUUGGUGGGCGGUGCUUGCAUUCCACAAAGAGUUCAUACAGUUGUUAUAUCUGUGCAACAUUCUGAAAAGAUUUCCCUAGAAGACUUACGACAAGAAGUUAUGUCUAAAGUUGUUAAGACCGUGAUCCCUUCUCAGUAUCUUGAUGAGAGAACUGUUUUUCACAUCAAUCCAUGCGGCCAAUUUGUGAUGGGCGGUCCUCAAUGUGAUGCUGGCUUGACAGGACGUAAAAUUAUUGUUGAUACUUAUGGUGGAUGGGGAGCUCAUGGAGGUGGUGCAUUCUCUGGCAAAGACUUCACUAAAGUUGAUAGAUCCGCUGCAUAUGCUGCUCGUUGGGUUGCUAAGUCUUUAGUCAAAUCUGGCCUUUGCAAACGUUGUCUUGUACAAGUAUCUUAUGCUAUUGGAGUAGCAGAGCCAAUAUCAAUUACACUUUUCCACUAUGGCACAUCUAUUAAAUCUCAAAAAGAAUUGUUGAAAAUUGUAAACAAUAAUUUUGAUUUAAGACCAGGAAGAAUAGUCAGGGAUUUAAAUCUACGAAACCCAAUCUACCAAAAGACAAGCACAUAUGGACAUUUUGGUCGUGACAUAUUUCCCUGGGAAAAACCUAAGGUUUUGGUCGAGUGAUAAAUGGCAGACUUCUUACACACUGUGUAUGAUUAAAAACAAAUGCGUAGAAUUUUUUUAUUAUGAUUUUUUUUUAACAUUAACGAAUCAAAUGUUGCCACCUGUUCAUAGUGUUACACUAUUAAAGAUACACUAUUAAAUAUAUUAGUAUUUGCAUAGGUUUCCCUUAUUUUAAAAAUAUUAUAAUUAAUUUUUUUUGAAAAGAAAAAAAAUUUUUAAAUGUAAUAUUGUAAUUAAUAAGUCACUGUUACAUCAUGUAAAUAAGAAGUCUAAACAUUACCAGACACAAUUAUUUACCUUUUUGGUCUGUUAAACAAAAUUUGAACAUAGUUGCUUUUUAAUUUUGAUCAAUCACUAUUUUUUAGUGUAUUUCAUAAAAGCUAAAUACCAAUUCAAUUACUAUUAUAUUAUCUCAUCAUAUUCCAUGAAAAUAUGUGUACAUAUAUUUUGUAUGUGUACAUGAAUAUUAAGAUAUACUUCUCCUUUUUUUAUUUAAUUUUUUUUUCUUAGUGAUUUAUUAUUGACCACAUAUUUUUUUUUAUCAAAGUUUAGCACAAUCUUAAGACAUACAUUUAGAUUUAGCAUACAGACUUCAUUGUUCAUGAAUUAAUUUUGUGUUACUUCUAUGUUCACUUGAUUUAAAUUUAAAUAUUUUUAUUGAAACAAUUAUAGUUUUUUUUUUUAUAUAUAAUUUUAAUGUUUUAUCAACAUUUUGUGAAUUUAUUAGUUUUUUUUUUUGUCAUACAUGUAUUUGAUCCGCCUUAUUUUCGUUUGUUACAAUGAUAUUGAUUAUUGGCUCAUAAUAAAAUGUGUUGCUGCCCUCCAAA
This is a messenger RNA of Myzus persicae (green peach aphid), 2292 nucleotides long. RefSeq names its product S-adenosylmethionine synthase-like. The transcript is spliced from 10 exons. Lineage: Eukaryota; Metazoa; Arthropoda; Insecta; Hemiptera; Aphididae. Gene Ontology annotation, molecular function: methionine adenosyltransferase activity; ATP binding. Gene Ontology annotation, cellular component: cytosol. The coding region runs from base 236 to 1465 and encodes 409 amino acids. The record is from RefSeq and is a predicted model, not a curated record. Gene Ontology annotation, biological process: S-adenosylmethionine biosynthetic process.